ACUGUCAAAAUUCGCGCGCUUUUAGUAAUCGUUAAUGUUGCUAUAUAGUAAGAAUAUUGCUGAAAACUUUUGAAAAAAAAAACCAAUUUCAUAUCUGAUUAUUUGUGUAAAGUGUAUAGAUAUAAAUUUGAAUAAUGCAUUAAAUUUUCUGAAAUUAGAGAAUAAUAAAAAACAAAUAAAUUUAAGAUUAUGCUUUUGAGAACCGUUGAUUUUUUUUAAAUAUCUUCUAAUAUGGCGGCUGGAAAGCUGCUGUGGCUUACGACUGCUUUGCUACGACUUUGGCUGGGAGCUACCGACUUGUGUUACGCGCAGUCAACACUCCUGACCUUCCAAGACCUCCUUCCUGAUGACCCCCGACUGUACGACAAGAUGCGCCCUCCUAAGAUCAACGACCAGCCCACCACCGUGAACUUCCACGUCACAGUAAUGGGUUUAGACUCCAUAGACGAGAACUCAAUGACCUACGCUGCGGAUAUAUUCUUCGCACAGACGUGGAAAGAUUUUCGUCUACGCUUGCCAGAGAACAUGACUUCUGAAUAUCGGCUGUUAGAAGUGGACUGGCUGAAACACAUGUGGCGCCCAGACUCGUUCUUCAAGAACGCCAAGUCGGUGACGUUUCAGACGAUGACCAUACCGAACCACUACGUGUGGCUGUACAAGGACAAGACCAUACUGUACAUGGUGAAGCUGACGUUGAGGCUGUCUUGCGCUAUGAACUUCCUCAUUUACCCUCACGAUACGCAGGAGUGCAAACUGCAGAUGGAGAGUCUGUCGCACACGACCGACGACCUGGUCUUCCAGUGGGACCCCGAGGUGCCGCUCGUGGUCGACGAGAACAUAGAGCUGCCUCAACUGGAGCUCGUGCAGAAUAGAACUGCUGACUGCACCCAAGUCUACUCCACCGGUAACUUCACUUGUCUGGAAGUGAUCUUCAAGUUAAAGCGGCGACUUGGCUACCACCUCUUCAACACUUACAUACCGACCUGCCUCAUCGUUAUCAUGUCGUGGGUCUCGUUCUGGAUAAAACCCGACGCGGCUCCAGCUCGGGUAACGCUGGGAGUGACCUCGCUGCUGACCCUGUCCACUCAGCACGCCAAGUCCCAGGCGCAACUACCUCCCGUGUCUUAUCUGAAAGCGGUCGAUGCAUUUAUGUCUGUUUGUACUGUGUUCGUGUUUAUGGCUCUGAUGGAGUACUGUCUAGUGAAUAUCGUCCUGGGAGACGGCGCUGGUAAGCCCAAGGAAGCGGCGGAGGCGGCUAAGGCCCGCAUGCGAGCCAUCAACAUCGACCGCUUCUCAAGGGUGUUCUUCCCCCUACUGUUCUCAGUGCUCAACGCGACGUAUUGGCUACAGUUCGCCCAGUACAUCUGAUCCGCUUAUACACGUAACGGCACUAUGUAGUCAGUGACGUAGUUGUGCACGAACCCUUCAAAGGGCUACGCGGUUUGAAUAGAUGGAACCGAUUUUAAUGAAGACAGAUGUAUUAAUGUAGAACUAGUGAUUGAAAGUUAGGAAGUAGUUUAAGGUUAUUUUUAAGCAAAUUGGAGGAGGACAAGCUACCUGCAUCCUAUUGCCUGGUUGUUCCCAUAGUUAAGCAGUAGUUACCGCUCCUGACUGUUAGGUCGUGGGCCAUAUCGGGAAAACCUUCGUGUGAUGAACAGAUGUUGUUGCUCUUUGUGCGGGUGUUAAAUAUCUAUAUAUGUAUACAUUAGAUACGUUCUAUAAGUAUGCAUGGCAGUCUCCCGUUCCAAUAGUACAGAGAAUCCUAAUUUUUGGGAACAGAUGACGUGUGUGACUAUUCCCUGGUUAAUUAUUAUACGUAUUAAUUAAGUAAAUAUUUUCUUAUCUUGAAACGCGAAUGUUCAUUGCGUUGUAAUAAUGCUUUUUUCGAUCUGUAACAUGGAACUCACGUGAAUUUACUGGUGGUAGGAAGUCUUGUUAGCACGCACGGGUAGGUACCACCACCCUGCCUAUUUCUGCCGUUAAGUAGUAAUGCAAUUCGGGUUGAAGGGUGGCGUAGCUGUGGUACUAUAAAAUUGGGACUUCGAACUCAUGUCACAAGAUGAGUAGCGACAUUUACUGAUGUCCAUGGACUCUGGUAACUAUAUAACACCGGGUGAGCCGUGAGCUCGUCCACGUGUCUAAGCAAUAAAAAAAUAUGAUAGUAUCUGAACACGGAGCUCAAAAAUGAACGUUCCCGAAAUUUUGUAAAAUACAGUGGAGAUAAAGAGAAACGGCUUAAACUAAAGCUAUAGUUGAGGUUUUAAAAGUCUUCUUAGCUCUAGCCUCGUAGAAGAAAAUCACCUUAUCGUAUAUAAUUUAGGUACUGUACUACUACUCACUAUAUAGACAUCAGCGGGGAAACUGACACAUUACAUUUAAUGAGCGCCCGAAUAAAAACCUAUAAAUCAUGUUGCGAGUUUCUAACAGACUUCAAAAACAGAAGAAGUAUAUUUGUGUAUUUAUUUUGGGUAUCCCUAUUUUUACGAGUCAUUUUUGAAUUGAAAGCUGGUGUUUUUUGUCUGGUACCAUUGGUCAAUAUCCGACCACUAGUUUUUGAGUUAUCCUUAAUAAGGAAUAUUGAUUUAGACUGAUUUAAUGAUAUUCCCCAUUUAUUUUAUUAAAGUCAUUCUUUUUUAUACCAUAUCGAGGGGCGAAAGUGCUAUUUGGCUUAAGCGACAUUUUGCUUAACUCGCGACAUCUUUGUAAUUAAAGGUGCGUUUUAUUUGAUAUUAGCAUAAAAAGUACGAUGUUUUUAAUUUGAACUUUAAUUAAGUUUACUCCAUUGAAAUAGCUGAAGAAGUAUUUUUGUUACGAGAGAGAGAGAGAGAGAGAAAGAGAGAAUACACUAUAAUGCACACCAAAACAUAAUUUACAUUAAAAAAACAGUCAAAAAGCAGAUAAAUUUAUAAAAUAGGCGGUCUUAUCGCUAAAAGCGAUCUCUUCCAGACAACCGUUUAAUUUACAGAAAUUCUGGAAAAUAUAAAAA
Molecule: messenger RNA, 2986 nt
Organism: Bombyx mori (domestic silkworm)
Lineage: Eukaryota; Metazoa; Arthropoda; Insecta; Lepidoptera; Bombycidae
Product: glycine receptor subunit alpha-2
Exons: 9
Coding region: 232-1368 (378 amino acids)
Biological process (GO): signal transduction; chemical synaptic transmission; nervous system process
Cellular component (GO): synapse; neuron projection; plasma membrane
Molecular function (GO): transmitter-gated monoatomic ion channel activity involved in regulation of postsynaptic membrane potential; transmembrane signaling receptor activity; chloride channel activity
Source: RefSeq, a predicted model, not a curated record